Cucumis melo (muskmelon) is the source of this 1270-nucleotide messenger RNA. RefSeq names its product gibberellin 20 oxidase 2-like. Gene Ontology annotation, biological process: flower development; response to light stimulus; unidimensional cell growth. The coding region runs from base 83 to 1198 and encodes 371 amino acids. The record is from RefSeq and is a predicted model, not a curated record. The transcript is spliced from 3 exons. Gene Ontology annotation, molecular function: gibberellin 20-oxidase activity. NCBI's taxonomy places the organism in Eukaryota, Viridiplantae, Streptophyta, Magnoliopsida, Cucurbitales, Cucurbitaceae.
AUAUUGUAGUUGUAUAUAUAUAUUUAAAACAAAAUCAUCCUCAUCCGAAUAAGAAAAAAAGGAAAUAAAAAUUAAAAAAAAAAUGGAAUCGACGACGACGGUGGGGAGGGUGGCCGGAAUAAUACUGCCGACGAUGGUAGACAAGAAGAAGAAACUACCAAGGGAAUUCGUGUGGCCGCGUGGGGAGUUAGCGGGGGAGGAAAGAGAGGAGUUGAAAGAGCCGUUGAUAGACUUGGGAGGAUUCAGGAGAGGGGAGGAAGAGGCGACGGCGGAGGCGGCGGCGAUGGUGAGGGUGGCAUGUAUGAAACAUGGGGUGUUUCAGGUGACGAAUCACGGAGUGGAAGAGGAGCUGAUAAAGGCGGCGUAUGAAGAAGGGGAGGGGAUAUUUAAGAUGCCAUUAGUGAAGAAGAUAAGCGUGGGGAAAAAACCGGGGAGAGUGUCGGGAUAUUCAGGUGCUCAUGCAGAUAGAUUCUCUUCAAAACUUCCAUGGAAAGAGACCUUCUCUUUUGAGUAUUCUAAUGACGAUUCUGAUCAACCUCUACAUGUUCUUCAUUACUUUAAAUCCUUGUUCGGUUGCGACUUCGAGAAUACUGGAUGGGUAUACCAAAGAUACUGUGAAGAAAUGACAAGAAUAGCACUAAUGAUAAUGGAGCUUCUAGCAAUAAGUUUGGGAGUAGAGAGGUAUCAUUACAGGAAGUUCUUUGAAGAUGGAAAGUCAAUAAUGAGAUGCAAUUACUAUCCACCAUGUGAAAAUGCAAGCCUGACUUUAGGAACAGGCCCUCAUUGUGACCCAACUUCACUCACAAUUCUCCAUCAAGAUCAAGUCGGUGGCCUUGAAGUUUUUGCUAACAACACUUGGCUCUCUGUCAAACCUAGACCUGAUGCUUUGGUUAUUAACAUUGGUGACACUUUUAUGGCACUGUCGAAUGGAGCGUACAAGAGCUGUCUGCAUAGGGCAGUGGUGAACAGGAAGAGAGAGAGAAGGUCAUUGGUGUUCUUUGUGUGCCCAAAAGAUGAUAAAGUGGUGAGACCCCCACAAGAUUUGGUGGGCAGAGAAGGGCCAAGACAGUACCCUGAUUUCACAUGGUCAGAGCUUUUGGAGUUUACACAAAAACAUUACAGAGCUGAUGUUGCUACACUCCAAAGCUUUGUCCAUUGGCUUCAAGCUAAACCUCACCCUCCAAAAAUUCCAUUUUAAAUUUAUUUAUAUAUAUGUGUGUUCUACAUAUAUAUAUAUAUAUAUAGAAUUUCCCCUUUGUCUUUUCUCUUA